Brassica napus (rape) is the source of this 1246-nucleotide messenger RNA. Its product is annotated as ubiquitin-conjugating enzyme E2 34. The record is from RefSeq and is a predicted model, not a curated record. Lineage: Eukaryota; Viridiplantae; Streptophyta; Magnoliopsida; Brassicales; Brassicaceae. The transcript has 9 exons. The coding region runs from base 198 to 1040 and encodes 280 amino acids.
AAUUGUUGAAUUUGGUUUGGUCUGGUUUAGCUAAACUAGCUGGAAAGUUUUAUCAUAUUUCCCCAACUUUUUUUUCCUUCUUGUUCUUGGAUCUGGUCUUCUCCGCCUGAUGUGAUCUCCUUCGUCUUUUCGCGUCUCUGGGAUUUAAUUAACAGUAGCUGCAGCAGUUUAUUCAAUUAGUCCAAUAUAGUACAUAGAUGGCAGAAAAGGCUUGUAUAAAACGUCUCCAAAAGGAAUAUAGAGCACUCUGCAAGGAACCAGUCUCCCAUGUUGUGGCUCGUCCUUCCCCAAAUGACAUUCUCGAGUGGCAUUAUGUGCUGGAAGGUAGUGAGGGAACACCUUUUGCAGGUGGAUAUUACUAUGGAAAGAUCAAGUUCCCUCCAGAGUAUCCUUACAAGCCACCCGGAAUCACAAUGACUACACCAAAUGGUCGAUUCAUGACACAAAAGAAAAUCUGUCUGUCUAUGAGUGAUUUUCAUCCAGAAAGCUGGAACCCAAUGUGGUCUGUGUCAAGGUAUAAAUCUUUUUUAACAUUUAGUAUAAUUGUUUUCAUAACCCAGUGUUCAUGUUUAUUUAUGAAAUCUAAAGUUCGAUAUACCUGUAGACUGUAUAGUAAACCAUUUAUUUUCCUUGAAUGCAGCAUACUUACAGGACUUCUCUCAUUUAUGAUGGAUACUAGUCCGACAACCGGAAGUGUGAACACUACCGUAGCUGAGAAGCAACGGUUGGCUAAGUCAUCUCUCGCUUUCAACUGUAAAACGCCAGCGUUCCGGAAGCUAUUUCCAGAGUAUGUAGAGAAGUACAACCAGGAGCAACUAGCUGAGCAAGCUGAAGCGCAGCAGACGGCAGCAGAGUCUCCUCUUCAAGAGAGCAAUACCAGAGCUGAGUCAGAGAAAGCAGUGGAGCUAAGAAAGGAGGACUCAGAGGGUGGCUUGAAGGAGAGGAGGAAGAACAAGAAACAAGGAUUACCGGCUUGGAUUAUACUAUUGCUUGUGUCGGUAUUUGGGGUUGUAAUGGCGUUGCCUUUGCUUCAACUGUGAUUUCUGUGCAACACAAAACAUAUAAUUGGACGACCCUUGAGAUAAAAAUAUCUCCCUUCAGUAUCAAGAGUAAUCGUGUCUUCUGUCUAGUGCCAUUCCUUACUGAAUUUAACUCGAUUAGCAGCUCAUGGUUUGUGCUUUUAUAAGCUGAUGACAUAAGCUUGGUUUCACAUGUUAUAUAUAUAUAUAUAGCUUUGUUUGAACUA